Messenger RNA from Xyrauchen texanus (razorback sucker), 691 nucleotides. It is a transcript of the gene otos, whose product is annotated as otospiralin. Lineage: Eukaryota; Metazoa; Chordata; Actinopteri; Cypriniformes; Catostomidae. Gene Ontology annotation, biological process: sensory perception of sound. The record is from RefSeq and is a predicted model, not a curated record. The transcript is spliced from 4 exons. The coding region runs from base 80 to 352 and encodes 90 amino acids.
GCAGGACCUGUGAGAAGCACUAAAUCGUUUUAGCUCUCAGAAACGGACAGACCUCAUCAGAGCUGCAAAUCAGGGAAGGAUGAGGUGGCAUAUGCUCUUUUGGGUUUUCUUUAUAUGCUUUCUUGCCAAUAAUCUCAUUGGUGCCAGAUUCAUUCCUGAAGGGGCACCCUAUGAUGAGGCUCCAGCAGUGCCCUACUGGCCAUAUUCCACCUCAGAUUUCUGGAACUACGUGGAAUACUUCCGCAGCAUUGGGGCCUACAGCCAGAUUAAUGAAAUGGCCAGAACUUUCUUCGCCCAUCAACACCUGGGUGACACGCUGGGCUAUGAAGCGCCAGAGCAGCAUGAUCACUGAGUGUGGAUGUGAUUAGAUCAUGUACUAGUUAGUUUAUGUCAUUAGAAGUUAACGAUAACAUUUGUAGAAAUAAUACUAAAUGCAUUCAUAGCUUUAGAAUGUUGCAUUUCCAUUGUGUGCUAUAUCCUUAAAAGUACUACCAGUAACAUAAAAGACUCUAGCAAUUAGUUUUAAUGUUGUGUAUUAUUAGAUUCAUUGUUUGGUAUUUUACUAGCCUUCCUUUGUAAGUGCAAAUGUACUGCAGCUACAAAAAGUGACGGAGACAGAAAAAAAGCAAAUGUUAUGUGUGUGAAUCAUACAGUAUUAUGUAUAUAAACAAUAAAAUGGCAUCCUGGCGCA